This is a messenger RNA of Arvicanthis niloticus (Nile rat), 2618 nucleotides long. NCBI's taxonomy places the organism in Eukaryota, Metazoa, Chordata, Mammalia, Rodentia, Muridae. The record is from RefSeq and is a predicted model, not a curated record.
UACAGGCAUGGAUGGGAAGAAAUGCAGCGUGUGGAUGUUUCUACCUCUUGUAUUUACUUUGUUUACUUCAGCUGGCUUAUGGAUAGUGUACUUUAUAGCUGUGGAAGAUGACAAAAUUUUGCCAUUAAAUUCAGCUGCAAGGAAAUCAGGUGUGAAGCACGCUCCAUACAUCAGUUUUGCAGGUGACGAUCCUCCUGCGAGCUGUGUGUUCAGUCAAGUAAUGAACAUGGCUGCCUUCCUAGCCCUCGUGGUAGCUGUUCUGCGCUUCAUCCAGCUGAAACCAAAGGUUUUAAACCCAUGGCUGAAUAUCAGUGGUCUGGUGGCGCUGUGUCUGGCAUCCUUUGGGAUGACCUUACUUGGUAAUUUCCAGCUCACAAAUGAUGAAGAAAUCCAUAACGUGGGGACAUCCUUGACCUUUGGGUUUGGCACACUGACCUGCUGGAUCCAGGCCGCAUUGACACUCAAAGUCAAUAUCAAGAAUGAGGGACGGAAAGCUGGAAUUCCAAGAGUUAUCUUGUCAGCCGUCAUCACUCUCUGUGUAGUCCUGUAUUUCAUCCUCAUGGCCCAAGAUAUCCAUAUGUAUGCAGCCAGGGUCCAGUGGGGCCUGGUCAUGUGCUUCCUGGCAUACUUUGGCACCCUGGCUGUGGAGUUCCGACACUACCGCUAUGAGAUCGUGUGUUCCGAGUACCAAGAGAACUUCCUGAGCUUCUCAGAAAGCCUGUCAGAAGCUUCUGAAUAUCAGACCGACCAGGUGUAACCCAUCAGCUUGUCCUUGGGGGAGCGGUGGGUGUGGCAACAGGGGAGGGGCCAGGACACACUCACGGGACUUGACACAUCACCUCACGACGCUUUUCACACACGGACACAUACUUAUGGCCACAUCUGACAAGAGAGCUUUUCAGGGCAGGUUAUUUCUUUCUUGAACAAGCACAAGCCCUCAUGUAUGGAAAAACACACUGUCGCACUGAAAACAUGCACGACAGAGCCAGAAGCUUGUGCAUGAUCACCUCCCCGCCCCUGCCCUCCCAGCAGGCCUUGCGCUUCUCAUCCUCUUCACGUUUCCAGACUGGCAUCUUCCUCCAGCAGAGUGAGGCCGGCCGAAUGUAAAGCAAGAGUCAAGUCGCCUUCGGGUCCGCAGGGCUUGAGAUGAGCAUGGGGGUAAGUUGUGGAUCUGGUACCAAUAUUCUUGAGCGGAAAACUGAGCAGCAUCUGACUGGAUACACACCGCACUAAAGCUGUGACUGUGUCCUGAGAGGCAUGGACAGAGCUUUCCCACCAGGCUGUCUGUCCUCGUCACUGUUCAUCGGUCGGCUUUGUGGAUCCAGAGAGAGAAGCAUGCAACAGAGAGUGCCCGGGAAAGAACACUCUGCCUGAGGAAGAUCUCUCCAAAUGUGGAUGUUCACUGGCACGGUCUGUUGUCGCUAUGGCAGGAGGUACAACCGAGAGGGCGUGGCUUGGUUUUUACUUCCACACUGUAUCAUGCACAGUUCCAGUUUUAUAGCUCGUGGCUUGCAUUUUCUUUUUUAAGUACCACUUCCAUGGGUCUAUGUAGGCCUUGUGGAUAAAGGUGUGGACCAAAGGCAAGAACUUUGUUUUGGUUUCAAGUAUGAAAGGGGUAUACUUGCAAGCGUAAUUUAUAUUUGAAGAAGAAAAAAAGAUUCUCGAAGAAGCACAAUCUGUGUAGGGUGGGAGGUAUGAGGUCCCCUGUGGGCUCUGGGCAAAGACAGGUUAUCACUCUUGCUGCAAAUCCAACCCAGGGGAGGCUUUCAUAUCCAUGUGUUGCCCAAAUUUUAUAGUUUCAGUACUGGGGACUUUUCAGAUUUGGAAAUUAUAGAAGCAAAUUAAAAACAUUGCCCACCCUGAAACCCCAUUGACACAAACAGCUGCAAUACUGCUAAGCAUUCAGAGGUGAGCCCAUAGGUGCAGGGGUUCAAGGCCAUCCUAGAUCCCUGUGUCAACAACAGAAUGCCAAGUGCACAAGCACCCCCUCCCCCACCAAGUGCACUGUUUCAAAAAAAACUCUCCAAAUCCAUAGGGGUCUCGGAUACCCCGGAAUGUAAUGUGAAGAACGCUAUUUUGUAAAUGCAACCCAAAGUGUAGCUUCCCAAGGAGGGGUUCAGAUGUUACAUCUCACUCUCCAUUCCCAGCCGAGUGCCUAGCACAUAGUAAGUGCUCACUAAGUGUCCACCGAAUAGGUUUACUGGCUGUUUCUGAGUGGAGGUAAGGACUAGCAAAAACGAUUCAGAGACAAAUGACAGAGUGAGGAGGGAGAGGGAGGGACGGUCACUCCCGGGCAGGGAAGGGAGUAGAGACCCUCCGUGGUGUGAGAAAGAGCCUCGAGGAGACUGCUCUCUCAUUUAAAAGGCAUCUUACUGUAAAUACUCCAGGGGGACGUCUUGUAGACUGUGAUGGGGUUUCUUUCUUUUCUUUUUUAUAUUUUAAAGAUUUUAUCAAAGAACAGACCAUUUUAUUUUACUCUACGCACUCCAAGUUAAAGAGCUGUGGUGCCACACUUCUGCUUUCUUAGAGCGUGUGUAACAACACAGCCUAACAGAGUCCAGCAGGGACGGACAACACUCACUGCGAGCUGGCCACUAAAAUAAAGGUGUUUACGCAAA